Messenger RNA from Arabidopsis thaliana (thale cress), 647 nucleotides. RefSeq names its product Cystatin/monellin superfamily protein. Gene Ontology annotation, molecular function: cysteine-type endopeptidase inhibitor activity. The record is from RefSeq and is marked reviewed. The transcript is spliced from 3 exons. Lineage: Eukaryota; Viridiplantae; Streptophyta; Magnoliopsida; Brassicales; Brassicaceae. The coding region runs from base 1 to 516 and encodes 171 amino acids.
AUGUUAUCUCCGAUUGAGAAUGAGAGAUCCGAAAUUCCUUCCCCUGAGAAGCUGAAGUUAGUGGAGGAGCCAUCCGACGAUGAAUCUAAGUUCUCUAACUAUGAUUCGGACGAUUGGGAAACUUUGUCUGAUGAUCUUCGACUGUUAGACGAAGAGUGGGGCAAGAGCGGGGGUUUUGAUGUGGACUUCUCGAAAGUGCGUCACAGAUUUGGUUGCGGAGCUGUUCAUCUCGACGACGACAAUAUGGUUAGCGAGCCUCAUGAAACCAACAGAGAUUUGCUCAACAGGUUGUCCAACAUGGCUAUCUCCUUCUACAACGACAAGACGGAUUCAAGUUUGGAACUUGUCAAGGUUUUGAGAGCAAAUUUUCACCCAUCUGCUGCAAUCACGCUCUACAUCACGUUCGAAGCCAAUGAUCCUAAAGAUGGUAACCAGACUAAACGUUACCAGGCAGUGGUCCUCUACUUGUCCUUUGAUAUCCAAGUGUGCUCUUGCAAGCCUGAACCAUCUUCUUGAAUUUAUAGAGAUGUGUUAGUUAAGCCCAUGUUUACAUGAUGAAUAUGUUAUAAAGGAUAGCUUGUUAAGUUUUGCAACGUGAGUUUAUAUAUAAACAAGCGACCAUAAUAACCUUUGACAUAAUUGGUGAA